AUGGUAAAGGUCAGGAUGAAUCAGCUUGUGGGAGACCAGACAGGCCCGCUCAUGUCCCCGCUGCAGCUCUCCGUCUACUGGCGCCUCGCUCUAAUCUUCUUCUUCACGGCUUUCCUCUUUUUUCUGGACAUUUUCACCACCGCUGUGGUCGCUGAGACAUGUCGCCAUGGCAAUGAUACUGGCACGUUUGCUUCGUGGCUUGAAAAGUUGGCACCGAACAAGGAGGAAAACCAAUCAGCGCUCAGCAAGGUUUUAAAGGACGACGCCGAUUGGAGGACAGAGAGCGGGAUCCGAGACUCAGUGUGUGGUUGGACAGACUGGUUGUCUUAUGGUCAGAUGCUCUUCAUGACUGGUCUGCUGCUGGGAUCUCUGUUUGGAGGAGCCAUAUCUGACCGGUACGGAAAGCGUCCAGUACUGCUGAUUUCCAUGUGCGUGCACGCCGUGUGUGGCCUCGUUCCUGCUGUCUUUCCUCAACCACUCCUCUUCCUUAUUCUUCGCUGCCUGACUGGAAUCUGCUGCUGCUGCAUCAACAUCUGCGCCUUCAGUUUAGCAGUGGAGUGGACUGCCCCUGAUUCUCGGCUGUGGCCGCCAGCUUUCCUGCCAUUCUGCUUCAGCCUGGGGACAAUGGGUGGAGCUCCUUUGGCCUGGCUCAACCCUACCUGGACACGUCUGCACCUGUCACUGGCUCUGCCUCAGAUCAUUUGUCUGCCACUCUACCUUUCAAUCCCAGAGUCUCCCCGAUGGCUGUUGUUAAAGAAGAGGACAGAUAUCCUGGACCGUUACCGGAGCAACAGCCCUGCAGAUAACCAGCGCUUGGACCUGCUGUUGGACACCGCCUGGUCAGACUUGCAGAAAGCCACCGAAGCUCAGAGAGAAGACCCUGUGACUGGAGAUCAUGCCUCCAGUGACAUAAUCCACUUGAAGCACCCAACUGUCCUGAUGCGAUUGUUUGUCAUGAGCUGUGUGAGUGCGGCAUCAGCUUUGACAUACUAUGGAAUUUGUUUGAACAUCGGCUCAUUCGGUGUUGGCGUUUACUCCGCCCAGUUCUUUUCCGGGCUAUCAGAAGCUCCCUGCUUGCUUGUCCCAUUGGUUCGUCUGGGACGCCGGCCAAUGAGCAUGCUCGCUCUGUUCCUCAGUGGAGCUGCCUGCUUCGUGUCGUUACUCCUGUCCAGGUACAAUGGUACGCCGAUGCUGGUUAUGAGUCUGGCUCUGUUGGGGAAACUCUGCGUCCUGGCUGCCAUCUUUAUCUCCACUCUGUACAGCAUUGAACUGUUCCCCACUGUGGUCAGGCAACGCUGUUUAUCACUGGUCAACCUGUCUUUCCGGCUCGGUUGCCUGGUCAACACCCUCGUCCCCGCAAACCCUGACGGAGCAAUCUCCUUGGCUGCUAUGGUUAUCUACAGCAGUGGACCAAUCAUAUGCUGUGGACUGUGCCUGCUGCUGCCGGAAACCAGUGGUGUCCCACUUCCUGACUCUGUGGCGGACUGCAACAGGCAGCUACAGCCCCACCAACCUGCCAUGGAUGCGCUCUGGAGGACAGAGACACUGGUGAGCAGCCAAACCAGCAAAGUGGAAACGUUCCCUGUGGAGAAAGACAGCACAAUUUCAGCACUGCUGAUAUGAAUGCAGCCGGCAGCUUUCAGUUACUGCUUUGAUAUUAAUUAGACCAAAAACAAACAUGAGUUCAUGUUAGAGAAACUUUAUACCUUGAAAAUACCAGCCGGCAGGUUGAAAUUAUUCCCUCUUAGAGGAUGUUGGAGGAUUUCCAAGACUUGAAAGGAAGUGUGUUUUAUUCUUAUGCUGUUUUUUUUCCUAUUUGUUACCACUUUGCGUUUUUAUUAUUGUGAAAAUAAAUUGAACCAAAUGCUGAUUUCCUUUUAUGUUCGUUAAUCAGCAGUUUUGGGUUCAUUCAUUGUUUUAUGAGUGUAAAAAGACAUUUUAAGUUAGAGUUUUGAAAUAAGUAUGCUUGAGCCAGUGCUGUGCAUAAUCAUAAUCUCAAUUUAAUGAGAAUCGUUUAGAUUUGGUUUUUACAGGGAUUUCUCUGACUCUUUUAACAAUGUUACAAACUGUAAAUGACAACAUCCAGAAAAACUCAUCCAUCUCUUUAUUUCAUUCUUAUCCUGUUUUUGUACUCAAUUAAGGGGAAAAAAGGACAUAUUUGAAAAAUGGUCAUAUUUAGUGGUUUCCUUGUUCUCUUUUUGUUAGCUUUAUGUAGCGUUUCCAGUCUUUUUUUUGCCACUAUCCCAGUUUUACAUGUUGUCUGAUUUUGAGUUUGAUACUUACAAUAUAUUUAUGGCCAAAGACCACAAAUAUAUGCUUGUGUACACAAAAAGACAAUACUUAGUUCCACACUACCAAGUGUACAAUGCAGGUUUGAGCUUCCACUAAUGGAUUCUGCUGCAUCCCAUUGGCCCAUUGAGUACCAUAGAUGUGCUGAGUACACAAACUGUAGUAACUAGUUGUUGUUACAAGUACAUUCUCUAUGUUAUCCACUAUUCCAGGAGAUGCCACUAUUUUCCCAUGUUUCAUUUGUUGGUCCUGUCCCAGACAUGUGAAUGUCACAUGCUUUGUAGGAACACAUUUUGGUUUGCUUGGAGUUUUCUCAAAGAAACAAAGAGAGACAGAAGCAGGGUGUUAUGAAGUGGAAACAAUAAACAGCUGAAAUGUGAAGCUGCCAAUAAAGUUUAAAAUAAAAAAUAAAAAAGCUGUUUCAUGUUAAAGGAGCCACAAGGGUAACAAGUAGGUUUAGAGUAUCUUCAUCAUUUCUAGUAUCAGUUUCUCUUAGAUUUAAAACUAAAAACAGACAAAAACAACAAAAAUGUUGAUUUCAGAUGUAAUUAAAUGUUUUUAACAACUGCAGGUAUGUUACAGUAUUGUGCCUUUGUUGUGGGUGUUAAUCUUUAAAUGUGUUUUUUUAAAAUAAAUUUGU
Haplochromis burtoni (Burton's mouthbrooder) is the source of this 2929-nucleotide messenger RNA. RefSeq names its product solute carrier family 22 member 13. The record is from RefSeq and is a predicted model, not a curated record. Lineage: Eukaryota; Metazoa; Chordata; Actinopteri; Cichliformes; Cichlidae. Bases 1 to 1623 code for a protein of 540 amino acids. Gene Ontology annotation, molecular function: transmembrane transporter activity. Gene Ontology annotation, biological process: transmembrane transport. The transcript has 10 exons.